UUUGAAGAGCGUCUGUGUCGAGAGUAUUUCGGUGUUAUUUCACUUAGUCCUCUUUGGGCAUUGAUACUGUGUGCCACGUUUCAGAACCUAACCUCCCUUCUCCGAAACCCUCAAUACCUAUUAAAAUAGAACGUUAACCUGUGACACGUUCGUCAAUUUUCCUUUUAGGUAAAUUUCAAAGUGAAAAUCGCUUAAUUUUUAUUAUCGCGCGUCUGUCGACGGCCAAAUUGACUCAGAACUCUCAGAAGUUGGUCAACACUACAAAUCCACCUGUAGCUGACGUAAAUAUUCAUUAAAAAUGGACGGAAGGCUUGAACAGAAAAUGAUGAAUGACGAUUCAAACGUGCAAAUCACAAUCAGACUGAUAAUGCAAGGAAAGGAGGUUGGAAGCAUUAUUGGCAAAAAAGGUGAAAUUGUGAACAGAUUUCGGCAUGAAAGUGGUGCAAAAAUUAAUAUAUCAGACGGAUCGUGCCCCGAAAGAAUCGUUACCGUAAUAGGAUCAACGAGUGCGAUAUACAAGGCGUUCACAUUGAUAUGCAAAAAAUUUGAGGAAUUUCAAGAAAUUAACAGCGGAAGUAGUUCAGUACCGCGUCCUCCGAUUACUCUACGUCUGGUCGUACCGGCUAGUCAGUGCGGAUCGUUAAUCGGUAAAGCCGGAUCUAAAAUAAAAGAAAUCAGAGAAGUUACCGGAGCGUCUAUACAAGUUGCAUCAGAAAUGUUACCAAAUUCGACCGAAAGGGCAGUUACGAUUUCUGGUACUGGAGAAGCGAUCACUCAAUGCAUUUAUCAUAUUUGUAACGUUAUGCUAGAGUCCCCUCCCAAAGGAGCGACCAUCCCUUUCCGCCCUAAACCCCAAAUAGGUGGUCCCGUAAUCCUCGCCGGUGGUCAGGCCUACACUAUCCAAGGCAACUACGCCGUUCCCGCCCAUUCAGACGUAAGUAGCUCUAUAGUAACGCCACCUCUAUUCGCUCCCGCUCAUCAUCCCACCCAUCAUCGACCUUUGUCUCUAUGCCAUCCUCUAACGGCGGCGGUCGCCCCAGCGCAGCUCGUAGCUGCUUACGAACCGCUCAAGAACGGACAUUUGCAGGCCGCCAUUCCGCCCGCGCAUCUUUUGACAGAUCUGGCGAGUUUAGGUAAAAAUCCUCUUGCAGGAUUAGCAGCAUUAGGAUUAGGUGGUUUGGCUCCGUCAGCCGCAGGAGGACUAAAUCCAGCAGCUUUGGCAGCAUUGGCGGGAUCUCAAUUAAGGACGACGAAUGCGAGGAACCAACAGAACUCUAAUCAACAAACGCAUGAAAUGACAGUACCUAAUGAACUAAUCGGUUGCGUUAUCGGUAAAGGGGGUACUAAAAUAGCGGAAAUUCGACAAAUUUCCGGCGCUAUGAUUCGCAUAUCGAAUUGCGACGAUAGAGAAACUGGUACAUCAGAACGAACAAUCACGAUAUCCGGAAAUCCUGAUGCGGUAGCAUUGGCGCAAUAUCUCAUCAAUAUGAGCGUUGAACUGCAGAAAGCUAACCUUGAGGCCCAAAACUCCCCCAGUACCGGCCAGUCCUCUAACUCUAACACCAGUACCAGUACCAGUGCCGCCUCUCCUCUGGCUAGUGCCAUCCCCAUUGCGCAGUUGCUAGCCAAACCGGGCGCCCUCAAUGCGUUGACAAACCUCAGCGCGUUGGGGGGGCUAACGGAGCUGCUAAGCGGGCAAGGGGCCGGCUCUCCCUCCAUCCAGACUACCGGUGUCCACCGCCCCCACAAGAGCUAUACGCCCCGCCUCCGAUCGCCUGGUGGUGGUAACGAGGGAAGCAAGUUGAAGAAUGAAAGAAAUAAGUUCAAUCCUUAUUAGGUGGCAUAUUUUUGUUUGUUUUCAUUUUUUCUUAUAAUUUUUAGUUUUGAAAUAGGUGUACUAGUAUUAUUACGUCAUUGAUUUUACACGAUUGCAUUGGUACGAUUUAAUUAACAAAAAAAAAUGGAAAAUUAUAGGGACCAAUUUAUAAAUGAAUUAUUGCGUGGAUGAUUUUUGGUAUCUGAUGAAAUAAUCUCGAGCUACUCUAAUUAAUUAUUAUUAGUAUCAGUUUCGAAAUUAUAUUUACUAGUCAUAGUACGAUUUUCGAAAUUAUUUAGUGUAAAAUCAAUGACUUUUUAAUUUUUUUUUCUAUUUAAUAUAUAAGAAUUAAAAAUUUAUUUUUCUCCUUUAUAUAAAAUUUUUAUAGUACAAUUUAUGUGAAUCUUUAUUAUGAAAAAAAUUCGUUUAAUUAUUAUAUUAUUAUUAUUAUAAAUCAACUCGCUAGACUUGUACUAUAAAAAUGGAAUUUUUCUGUAAAACAUCAACAUUGAUAAACUAAGUUUCGUUUAUUUUUAUUUAAAACAAUUGGUCAUCAAGUGUGUGUAUGAUUGGAAUUUUUUAUAAAAAAAAAUAGAGAAAAAAAACGAAACUUUGGUGUACCACCACCACUACAUUCAAUUGGGGUUUGUUAAUACAAUUAUUUUCUUUAUAAUUAUUUAUACAUAGUUGUUAAAAGCAAUAAUUUUUUCUUAAUUAUUUUUCGAUCUCUUGUGUAAAUUUUUUUUUAGUUUUAUACAUUUUCAAUUUUUAUUUCAAUCAUUUAAACUUUUGAACUAGACCGAAUACACCAUUUAUUUUUUAUUGAUUUAAAUGUUUUUUUUUUUCAUUUAUUAUUAUUAUUAUUAUUUUUAUACUAAGUAAUUUUUAUAUGAUGAAUACUCUUCAUUUGCAAUGAAGGAUGAUUGAAAAUGAGCUACAUAAAGACUUUUUGGGUAUAUUAAUGCUGAAAUAGUAUUUACUGUAUAAAAUAAUAUCUGUGUAGAAAGGUUUUUCUUUUUUACAGUAAUCGUGGAUCUUAGUAGGAAAUCGUAUAACUUCUAAAAAUUCGAAAUAGAAACCAUAAAAAUUCAAAAUUUUCAUUCAUAAAUGUUCUAUUUAACCUUAUACGUAAUAAAUAAAAAAUUAAUUUAAAUUAAAAGGGGGUCUUUUGGGAAGCCAGAACAUAUUUAUCUCACUGGAUAUUGGACAUAUACAUCCCUUUGGUAGGAUAAAGGGCUUUGAACAAAAAUGCUAGUUACUAAAAAAGUUUAUUCAAAAAAUAAGUGAUACCAACAUUAUGAUAAGCAUGUGUUUAUUUGAAAAUAAUUUAAAAAAUGUUCCAAACCGUCCCAUAUUUUUGAACAGAUUAUAUAGCGAUUAUGAACAUCACGUUUUGUUAUAUCUUAAACCUAAUAAUUAAUAAAAAUUGUACCUAGUUAGAUCAGUACCUUUGGUUCAAACGUACCAUCAUUGACAGUUGGAAUUGGUAGUUUCAGAACCAAAUCAAAUUAAUCUACUGAAGACUUGUCACAAUUCCACAUCCACUUUCUCAUAAAAUUUACUCUGUAUUCGCUUAAACCUAUUUUGUCAAUUAUUAUUGUCCUACAAAGUGCCCGAUAUUUUUUUUGUUCUAAACUUGACUAAUAAUUAGAGAGUAGAUCAUCUUUUUUCGUAGUCUAAAAAUGUUACUAGAAUCACUAUAAGGUAUUUCUUUUCUCUUUCAGAACCUUCGCAUCUUUUCUUGGUCUUAUUCUUUGUUUUUGUACCUUCUUUUGAUAUUGGAUUCAAUUUUCGCUUUAUUUUUCUCUUUUCGGCCAGUUUUUUUCCACAUCUAAACCUUCUUUUACCAUUCUACCCAAAAUUUCUUCCUCUUUUAUUUUUUUUUCGGUGUCUCAGUCAAAACUGUCGAUUUAAAUUUAGUAAAUUUUUAUAAAAGUCUUGACUUGAAAUGGUCUGACUUCUCCAAGAAGAAGAUUAACAACGUCUAGUAAAACGUCAAGUUUUGUUAAAAAUCCAGUUGAGGUAGCAACAGUUACAGUCCAUAUUCGUGGCUUCCGAAAGCCUAAUGAGCAAAUUUAACUCGACCCGGAAGAUCUUCUACGGAUGAUCUGCACCCUGGAUUGGACAACAGCCAGUCAUUAAUUACAACAAUGGUACUUCUCCCUUCAUCUAUCUUGGUUGUAAUCUAGUUCCAACGAGUUUAAUAUGUUCAUCUUGUGGACUCUAAACUCACCAGAUAUUCCUUCAUAAUUAGCUGUUCCCUAGGGAAUCUGCUUUUCCUCAUUGGAAUCCUACUGGUGAUAAUUUUGUUUAGUUUGCGAAUAAAAUGGGAGAUUUUUUUAGAAGUUAUACAAUAAUAAACCGCUUUUAGUUAAUUAAAUAGUUUGCCGAUUAUUUAUAACAAUAACAAUUAAUUAAAGACUUUAUGUAGACGUUUCGUUUUAUAGUUGGAUCGAUAAACUUAGCUACUUUAUUACUUUAUAAUUUAAUCGUUAGGUGUUGAGAAUAGUAUACUAUUUAUACAACAAUCACAUUUGUUUCAUUUACAUUAUUCUUCUUUUUUUUUUGGAAAAUGUACGUGAUGUAAUAAGAUUAUUUUUACCGACGACACGCCAAGAAACUACUUGAAAAAUCACUACCAAUAGCUCAGAAAAUUAAAAAUGGAGAAUUAAACAGGUCAUUGCGCCACAUCAGCACAAGACAUGUACAUAAAUUUAACAGAAAACUAUAAUAAAAUCGAAAUAAUGAUAAAAAAUAUAUCAAUUCACUUUUACCGUGAAUAAAUUCCUAAAAAUAAUAUGUAAUAUCUUUUUAAUUAUCAAAUAGGGACCCAAUAAUAACCGGAAUAGCAUUUCUUCAGCGAGAUGUUAGAUAGCGCAAUUAAUUACCUGUUCAGUUAUAACGACGUGGCUUAUUCUAAUCGACUUUUUGGUAGCGUUACAUGUUCCUGUUUCGUUUUUUCUUUUGAUCCCAACUAAGUGAAAAACUCAUGUAUACGAGGGGUUUGCAAAACUUAACAAUAAAUGUCGAAGAUAACGUCGAGAUCUUAUACUGUCGAUUACAGAUAAUUUUAAUGGAAGAUUUCAAAAUGGAAACAUCAGAAAGAAGAUCGCGCUUUGGAAGAACAGCUGAUCCGAAUUUUUUGUCAAAAGUCUUUACUGGUGAUGAGUCAUGAUGGUGUAGAUGAUCCAGAAUCAACGCAACAGCCAAGUUCAUGGAAGGCAAGACCCUAGUUCAACAUUUUCUGUGUAUGAGAUUAUCAAGAAUGACAGGCAUUUUGUUACCCGGACAGUUUUACGGUCUCCAUUAAAUCAAAAGGAGCUGAGUAUAUACAUAAAAUGGUAGACUUCCUAAUAGUUUACCCCUCUUUACUUCGUCAUGGUUCGACAGUUUUCUCUGAUUCAGAUGUCUGGUCUAAUUCCUCACCUAGGUGUAUCUUUUUUGGCCAAUCAUUGGUAGAUUUUCAAGACCCUGAUAUCAGAAUCGAAUCAACAGUUAAGUCCAUGGAAAAUAUCAUCAUCGACUUAUCUUUAGUGUCUUCUGCAUGACUCAGCAGUUUUCUUAGAUCUUUGAUGUCGGCGUAAACCCUUAGCUAUGUGUUAAAAUGGAUCCUCAGCUCUUUCAAUAUUUUCCUGGUGGAUGAUUUCUUAUAUCUUUGAAAAAUUCUCGAUUGAUCUUGAGGAUCUUGAUAACAGAAUCCAAGAAAGUACCAUAAUCGACCAUUUUUAGUGUCUUCUUGAUGAAUCAGCAGUUAUCUUGGAUGUCUGGUGUACACCCUCAGCUAGAAUGGAUCCUCAGCUCUUUCAAUAUUUUCCUGGUGAAUAAUUUCUUAUGUCUUUGACCAAAUUCUCGAUUGAUCUUAAAGAUCUUGAUAGCAGAAUCCAAGAAAGUACCAUCAUCGACCCAUUUCUAGGGUUUUCUUCAUGAUUCAGCAGUUAUCUUGGAUGUCUGGUGUAAAUCCUCAGAUUUUAUUAAAAAAAUUUUUUUAUCGAAAACUUCUAGGACCACCUUGUUAAUAUAAAAUUGGUACUAAACAAAUCUAAUUGAGGAAAAUUCUACCAAAUGUGGUACCAUUUUGAACAUCUAGUUUCUAUUUGACAAUUGUAUAAGUGAGUUUUUCUGAAAAUGCGACUAUGAAGACUAAGGAAAGUGCUUUUCCAUCAAUCUCACACUUAGAUAAUCCCCAUGGCCAAAAAUUACACUUCGAAUUGGUUGACCAACCACCGUAUUCACCAGAUUUGGUUCCCAGAAACUCUUAUUUAAUAACUUUAUAAUUUUAUUCGCAUUAAAGAGAUUUUAAUUCAGCAAGUAUGCCAACGUCUAUUUUGAGAAAAAACGUGGAAUAUUAUUUUUAAGAUUUAAAAUGCUUAAAGCAGCAUUGUAAAAAGUGUAUAGACAAAAAUGUUGGAAAAUAAAGAAAAAUUGUUUGUUAAAUCGAAAACUUCUCAUAUACACCUCAUACAUAAAGGUAUU
Diorhabda sublineata is the source of this 6289-nucleotide messenger RNA. It is a transcript of the gene mub, whose product is annotated as poly(rC)-binding protein 3. Gene Ontology annotation, molecular function: mRNA binding. Gene Ontology annotation, cellular component: cytoplasm; nucleus. The transcript is spliced from 9 exons. NCBI's taxonomy places the organism in Eukaryota, Metazoa, Arthropoda, Insecta, Coleoptera, Chrysomelidae. The record is from RefSeq and is a predicted model, not a curated record. Gene Ontology annotation, biological process: regulation of RNA metabolic process; regulation of gene expression. Bases 299 to 1837 code for a protein of 512 amino acids.